AUGGUUGCUCUGGGGAAUGUCAGAAACGGAAAGGCAGGAAAUCCCAAUCUUCCAACUGCUCAGAAUAUGUUGGAGAUGAGGUACGACAUGAGACUGGAAGCAGAAGCGCAAGCGUACGCCAACACGUGCCCAACAAGUGAAUCUGCUACAUCUGGCGAAAAUUUCGCAUUAGUUUCCCCAACGACAAUCACACCUCUUCAAGCUGUUGUUCAGGCUGUGAAAUCAUGGUGGAGCGUAAUAUGGCGUAAUGGUAUAAAUAGGAGGCUUGUAUACACGAUAUUUCUGGAACGUAAACCAACAUCGCCAAGAACAUUCACUCAGGCGCGUCAAAAGAGCAUGGCUUGGGCUGGUUCGUACAGAAUCGGAUGCGGUGUAAGAAUUUGUGGAGGAAGCAGAGUUGUGGUAUGCCGCUAUAGUCCUAAAGGUAAUAUCUACUUUCAACAAGUCUACAUUCCCGGGCCAGUAUGCGGUAGCUGCUUUAGCAGCUGUAGAGAUGGGCUAUGUGCAGCACCUGCAGCGUAG
Molecule: messenger RNA, 522 nt
Organism: Strongylus vulgaris
Lineage: Eukaryota; Metazoa; Nematoda; Chromadorea; Rhabditida; Strongylidae
Source: the annotation of a GenBank genome assembly